AUGACGCGUUAUAGUGUUGACGUCGACGCGCUGGUGGGGCGUGAGCCAUUCGCUUGGGUGAGCCAUUCGCUUGUGAACCACGUUAGAUGUAGUAGUCUCUCUCUCUGGACAUAUGUACCAAUCCCCCUAUUGGUCUCUUCCAUCCUCGUUCCACAAACACACUCAUCAAUCCCUUCCUUCCAUAUCUCCUAUGCUCCCACUCUCCUCAUACCGACUACAAAAAAAAAGAGUUAA
Bipolaris zeicola 26-R-13 is the source of this 234-nucleotide messenger RNA. RefSeq lists its product as uncharacterized. The transcript has a single exon. NCBI's taxonomy places the organism in Eukaryota, Fungi, Ascomycota, Dothideomycetes, Pleosporales, Pleosporaceae. Bases 1 to 234 code for a protein of 77 amino acids. The record is from RefSeq and is a predicted model, not a curated record.